Messenger RNA from Vigna unguiculata (cowpea), 1049 nucleotides. RefSeq names its product zinc finger protein ZAT10 pseudogene. The record is from RefSeq and is a predicted model, not a curated record. Lineage: Eukaryota; Viridiplantae; Streptophyta; Magnoliopsida; Fabales; Fabaceae.
UCACCCACUCUCACUCCUAACUCAAUCAAACACAAACCAAACAUCACUCUCACACCUUCAAUUUCUCUCUAUACAUUUCUUUUCUUCUUCUUCUUCUUUUUCUCAUUCAUAUCAAACACUCACACACAUGGCUCUGGAAGCACUCAACUCACCCACUGCAACUGCUCCAUCUUUCUCUUUCGAAGACCCAACCAUUCCAUGGGCAAAACGCAAGCGUUCCAAGCGUUCCCGCGACCAUCCUUCAGAGGAAGAGUACCUCGCUCUCUGCCUCAUCAUGCUCGCUCGCGGCACCACCACCACCGCCGCCACCGUUACCACCGCAACUAACCGCCACACCACCGUUUCACCGUCACAACACCCCACCCCAGAUCCUUCCACCAAACUCACCUACAAAUGCUCUGUUUGUGACAAAACCUUCCCCUCUUACCAAGCUCUCGGGGGACACAAGGCCAGCCACCGAAAACUCGCCGUGGCCGACGACCAGCCUACCUCCUCUGGCAUCACCGCCACCAGCACCGUCAGUACGACCGCUUCCGGCUGUCGUGCCCAUGAGUGCUCCAUCUGCCACAAGUCCUUCCCCACUGGACAGGCUCUUGGUGGACACAAACGUUGUCACUACGAAGGGAACAACAGUAACAAUAACAACGGAAACAGUAUGGUAACCGCCUCUGAAGGUGUGGGGUCCACUCACACCGUGAGUCACGGUCAUCAUCACCGGGAUUUUGAUCUGAAUAUCCCUGCUUUUCCUGAAUUCGCGACCAAGGUCGGAGAAGACGAGGUUGAGAGCCCUCACCCUGUGAUGAAGAAGCAGCGUCUCUUCGUGAUUCCCAAAAUUGAAAUCCCUCAUUUUCAGUGAAUUUACUUGCUUAGAUUUAUCUUGAUUUUCCAAUUAUUUGGAGAAUUUUGAGUGAUAUAUAACUUGAUUUUGUACAUAGUGCUUGGAAUUUUGUUGGAUAGUACAGGACCAGUUCUCCUGUUUAGGUUGUACUUUCAAUGUUGCAGAUUGCAAUUUGAUUCAAUUCAAUUGAUUUAUUUAUUCCAUUCAAUAA